Molecule: messenger RNA, 1385 nt
Organism: Helianthus annuus (common sunflower)
Lineage: Eukaryota; Viridiplantae; Streptophyta; Magnoliopsida; Asterales; Asteraceae
Product: shikimate kinase, chloroplastic
Exons: 10
Coding region: 350-1228 (292 amino acids)
Cellular component (GO): chloroplast
Molecular function (GO): shikimate kinase activity
Source: RefSeq, a predicted model, not a curated record
AUGGGAGGUUGGUGAGAGGAGUGGGGGUUGGUAGAAUAAGUUCAAACCAAACUCCCUAUAUUUUAUAUAUCCACUCUAUUUCAACCUUCUUCGCACAAAAAUUCACCUUCUCUUUCGUUCGUUCGUUCUCAGAUUGAAGCUUAAAUCAAGUUUUCAUCAACAUCUCUUUCUAAUUCGCUGCUCUCAAAUUGACUGAAUCCGCAUAUCGAUCUCAAUUGACUAGCUGUUGUUGUUGUUGUUGUCAGCAAUUCCUUUUGUUAAAUUCGGCAAGCUAAUAAGAAGAGCUGCUUGUGAAGGCUCUUCAUAUUUAUACCAAUCUUGAUUUGUUGGAUUCCUACGCACAUAAGGAAUGGAGGCUAAACUUUUACAGAGCUUGCACUUGACAACAUGGACCGGUUCAGACAGCGUGUUUCCAAAACCGAACAAUUCCAUGGGGUUAUCUACAAGGUUUGAGAGGAAGAGAAGGGUUAAUAUGCUUAAAUGCAAUCUUGUGCAAACUGUAAAACCAGUGACUGGGCGUAGAGCGUCAGGGUUAAAGGUUUCAUGUGCUUCUCAGAACUCUCCAGCUUCAGUGCUUGAAUCUGAAACAUUUACCACAGAGGAAGAUCUGGUAUUAAAGAAGAAGUCUGAGGAGAUUGAGCCAUGUCUGAGCGGAAGGUGUAUUUAUCUUGUAGGAAUGAUGGGAUCCGGCAAAACAACAAUUGGCCAGAUCUUGGCUGAGGUGCUCGGUUAUUCUUUUUUCGACAGUGAUAAAUUAAUAGAGCUGUCUGUUGGCGGAACUACAGUUGCCGACAUCUUUAAGUUGCAUGGUGAGGCCUUUUUCAGAGAUAAUGAGACCGAAGUAUUGCAUAAGCUGUCAACAAUGCAUCGGCUCGUUAUAUCUACCGGUGGGGGUGCUGUUGUUCGGCCUAUCAAUUGGAAAUACAUGCACAAGGGUAUUAGUGUCUUUAUAGAUGUCCCUUUGGAUGCAUUAGCACAAAGAUUAACUGCUGUAGGUACUGCGUCUCGCCCGCUUUUGCAUCAUGAAUCUGGCGACGCUUACACACAAACGUUGAAGAAACUAUCAAAACUUUGGGAAGUUAGGAGUGAAGCUUACAGCAACGCCCAAGUUAGGGUCUCGUUAGAACGUAUUGCAGCCAAGUUGGGACAUGGAGAUGUUUGCUGCGUUAAUCCAACUCAAAUUGCAAUUGAGGCGCUCAUCCAAAUCGAGGACUACUUGAAGAAAUGAAGCCAAAAUUAUAAGUUUGACUUGCAUGUGUUGUGCAAUUAGCCUUGUUUUGUUGUUGAAUGGUUCUUUGUGUUUUAUACCGGUUGUGGAGUAGCUCAUUUUCAAUAUGUACCAUUUGUUUUAGUAUAAAACAAUAAAAAAAAGGUUUUUGCAGUCU